Molecule: messenger RNA, 1692 nt
Organism: Mollisia scopiformis
Lineage: Eukaryota; Fungi; Ascomycota; Leotiomycetes; Helotiales; Mollisiaceae
Exons: 1
Biological process (GO): phosphatidylcholine biosynthetic process
Source: RefSeq, a predicted model, not a curated record
AUGGCUGACGGUCUAGUGCUUCGAGGAGGCAGUAUACUACGGAGAGUAUCCUUCGGCGUAACGUCGUCGACAGCACACAAGCGUACAAUACUCGAAAUGUCCGAACCAAUACCUAUACCAGGCGCGAAGUCUGAGCAUGCGAUCGACAAUGGAAGUCUGUCGCCUGAAAUUCUGCGAAAUGGAGUAUCUGGAGCCUCCUCAACAAGCUCAUCACCCCCGGACGGCAGCAGGACACCCAUCCUUUCUGCCUCGAGUCCGGGCAGCCCACGAUUAUCACGAAAUCCGUCAUUUUCUGGCAGCAGUUCGUACCAGGAAGAUUGGGAAGCGUUUCCACCUCUGGACAGGCUCACCGUCUUUGAUUUACUAGACAACUUCGCUUUGCCCCAGCAAUUGGAGAAGCUGCAGAGGAAUAUUUCGGCACAGACAGAGAAAGUACGGAGACAGCGAGAUGUCUUGCGGUCUAGAGGGUCAUAUGCGAAAGAUCGAGUGGUAGAGGAAUGGCGCAGAAGAGUGCCGCCUGCCGACGAGCAGCUGGAUAGAUACCGAAAACGCAUGCGCGAAAGCGUCGACAAACUUUCCAAACGCUGGAACGAUACCAAGGCUGUCACGGCAAGAGAGAAGAUCUCAUUUAUUUGCGGAGUUCUAAACGUACUCAUCAGUGGAUACUUGAUCGGUGGAUAUCCUCAGUACUUUCAUUACUGGUAUACUCUACAGCUCCUCUACUUCAUGCCGAUUCGAUAUUAUACAUACCACCGAAGAGGAUAUCAUUACUUCUUGGCUGAUCUCUGCUACUUCGUCAACUUCCUGUGCAUGUGCACUAUAUGGUUCUUCCCGAAGUCGAAACGUCUGUUCAUUUCCACCUACUGCCUAGCAUUCGGGAACAACGCCAUCGCGAUAGCUAUGUGGCGGAAUUCGAUGGUAUUCCACAGCUUCGACAAAGUUACCAGCUUGUUUAUCCACAUCAUGCCCUGUGUCUCACUACACGUCCUCGUACAUCUCCUUCCAGAUAGUCUGCAAGAAGAACGCUUCCCUGCUAUUUGGACAAUCAAAACCUCGCCACCAGGAUCCAAAGAGCACUACUCUCUCCCUGCCAUGACACUGUGGGCCACCAUCCCUUACGCAGUCUGGCAGUUAUCCUACCACUUCAUGAUCACGGUCCGCCGCCGGGAGAAGAUUGCUGCCGGCCGCCCAACAUCCUUCACCUGGCUCCGACGUUCCUACUCCAAAGUCUGGAUCGGUAAAUUCGUCUUAUCACUCCCAGAGCAGCUGCAAGAACCAGCCUUCAUGUUAAUCCAAUACUGCUACGCCGUUCUCACCAUGCUGCCCUGUCCCCUCUGGUUCUGGUACCGCUACGCAUCUGCCGGUUUCCUCCUCGCUGUAUUCUGUUGGUCAGUGUACAACGGAGCCACAUACUACAUCGACGUAUUCGGCAAACGAUUCCAGAACGAAUUAGAGGCCAUGAGACGCGAAGUUCAGAAAUGGCAAAAUAGUCCAGACAUGAUGACUUCUCCUCUCAUGACCCCGAAAGUCGACGGUGGCGCCGAACUCGGUGCCUUGAUCGGGGACCCAGCUUUGGAAGGGGGCAAGACACACUCGAGAAGUAGGAGCGUGGACAAGAUCCCUUUGCUGAACGACCAGAUUGGGAGUACAGGCAUAGAUGGCGGAGCCAAGGACGUGGCGCGCGAGAGAAAG